CAAAAAUCCACCUCAAUUGGCGGUCCCAUUUUCGAGAGCCACCUCAAAUACACGAAUCGUGCAUCGCCAUUUUGUGAGACCACAUAAAACAAGUACUUACACCCUUCAGCAUCAACAGCUACCAAAAACAUGGCAUUUCGAAGUGCGCUCAUCUUCUUGCUGGCCUCGAGCCAUGCGUCUGCUGUUCAGGCUGCGCACGGAGGAUUGAAAGGGACAAAGGUCGCUGACCAACAAGCUCACGGUACGCAAGGUAGGAGGUUGUUUCGCAAAGCCGAAAAGCCCGUCCCCAAGAUGGUUGAGCUCCCCCCGAUGGAGGAACGAAUGGACUACAAUGACCAAAACUUCAAUAUCGUCAUGGCAACCGACGGUGGCGACUUUUGCUUCGACUUUGAUAAAUGGUGUACGGGCAUUGCUUUGGCGACGAUGGCAUCACGAAGCGCAAUGAGUGGCCAAACUGGCUUAAAUUCGAGUGACUUUGUCAACACAUUCGCCCUAUGUGAAGUGGGACGGCUGACGGCACAGACGACUGGCUCGAUUCUCGUGGCUGAAGGGAGCUUCGACGUAACACGCGUUGGGCAAGACGUGAAUGGAGCAGGAUCGGUGCAGGAGAUUGACCUUGCCGUCAACAUUCAGUCCGCCAGUGUCGCCCUUACGAGCUCAAACAAUCAAAUUGAAGGAGAAAUUAUGGCUGAGGUUGACGGAUUUGCGUAUACAGAUACAAGUGCUCUUUGCGAGAAACUAGCAGAAGAAGGAAGUGGCGGCAUGAUGUCUGAAUUUCUAUGCGCUGCUGGAACAUCAAACUCUACCAUCUUUGGUAACUCCACGGCCACCAUCUUUACUAAUUCGUCUGCUGCGUCCGAGGCUGGAACCGUCGGCGUUAUUGCGACGCAUGUGCACGUAAAAGGCGAGGACAUUCAGGAGUUUUCGGCUUCGGUUGCCGGUGGCGUUGCCAGCUUUGCCUUUGCCGAGGCCUCUUCCGUAGCCGAGGCUGUGGUAGCUGCAUACCUGGAUGCAGUGGCCGACAGUUACACCGAAAUUUGUCAAGAUUUUAUCAUGUCUACCUGCGUCGAUGAAUGCGACCUUCUAGCCGGUAUGGGACUGCAAAUGGAUUGCGUGGGAGCUUGCAGUGGCGAUCUGUGCGACGAAGACUUUGCAGUGAAUGGGCUCAACGCAACAUCGUUUGCCGACUCGUUUGCGUCGUCCUACACAGAAUCGUUCAGUCGAGUUGCCUACCAGUUUGUGGUGGAUGCCGUUUUCCAGCGAGUAGAGGGAGACAACAACGACGUUAUGUCCUUCACCUUGGGUACGAAUAGCUCAGGGCCCAACACCUUGGUUGAAAGAACCAGCAUAUCGCAGACUUGCAUUAGUGGUGUGGUACCUCAGUAAGCAUAAAAAUACCUAUUUGUGAAGAGCAAAUGUCCUGCCGACCAACCACUAAUUCUUUCAUCUGGCAGCGCCAAAGCAGCUGGAGUCAAAAUACAAACAGUAAACGAAUAGUACUCGUGUGUGAUCU
Messenger RNA from Phaeodactylum tricornutum CCAP 1055/1, 1513 nucleotides. RefSeq lists its product with no specific name. The transcript has a single exon. Lineage: Eukaryota; Bacillariophyta; Bacillariophyceae; Surirellales; Neidiaceae. Bases 130 to 1386 code for a protein of 418 amino acids. The record is from RefSeq and is a predicted model, not a curated record.